Molecule: messenger RNA, 3265 nt
Organism: Doryrhamphus excisus (bluestripe pipefish)
Lineage: Eukaryota; Metazoa; Chordata; Actinopteri; Syngnathiformes; Syngnathidae
Gene: chchd3a
Product: coiled-coil-helix-coiled-coil-helix domain containing 3a
Biological process (GO): inner mitochondrial membrane organization
Cellular component (GO): MICOS complex; mitochondrion
Source: RefSeq, a predicted model, not a curated record
CGUGCGGUUUUCUUAACUACGUCAACCUACCAAACCGGAACAAAUGCGUGCGGGCCUCUGACAACUCCGAACGCCUUCAAACUAUUCUAAAACUCAAGUGAAUGGUUUCGUUUUGUAAUUAAUGUAGCUAUUUUAAACACAUUUAGGGCGUUCGGUCUGACAAUGGGAGCCAAUAACAGUACCCGCCGUGUGUCGUAUGAGUCAGACGAGAACGAGAACGUAACUGUGGUGAAGGGCAUCAGGCUGUCUGAGAAUGUCAUCAACCGAAUGAGAGAACCUGCUACGGCGCCCCCGUUUGUCCCAAAUCCCAGGCCCGCACCUCCUUCCACCUUGAUUCCUCCACCACCUCCCCCAGAGACCGUACCCACACCUUCACCACCUCCUCAACCCGAGCAGGUAGAAGCGCCCACCAUUAUUGACAUGGUGCUGCCCUCUUCGUCACCUGCAGCUUUUGAGCCUCCCCUGCCACUAGCAACCCCUGCUCCUCCUUCUCCUCCUCCUGCUGCUGCUGCUGUUGAGCCGGUAACUACAUGCUUUGCUUCUCCAACCCCCGCUGAUGCAACCGUCCCCGCUGUGGUGAAUACAGUAACCCCGCUUCCCCCUCCACUAAUUGAGCCUACUGCUCCUUCACCUGUUGCAUCCCCUCCUGCUCUCCUGCUUCCUGAUUCCCAACCCCUGUCCUCCCUCCCUGUUUCUGAGCCUGUCACCACCCUGCCGCCACCUCCACAGGCUCAGGCUCCAGUGGGGCCAGUAUCAUCUUCUCCUGUGCCAGAAUCUAGUCCAGUACCUCCGCGGACGCCUGCUGCUGCACCAGCCAUUGAUGAAGAAUCCCUGAAGAAGAUCAGUGACGAGUUGUACGAAGGCCUGGAGAAGCAGAGAGUCAAAACGGAGCAGGAGCUCCAAGCCUGGCUGGAGGCCGAGAAGGCCCGUGCGGCAGCGCAAGCCCAGGCUGACACCAAGCGCCACGUGGAGGACGAGGUGUCCAGGAUCCUGUCUGCAGAGCGCGUCGUGGCCCAGGAGAGCAUCCAGCAGGCCGUCCUCAGGGAGAGGAUCGCCACAGAAGACGAGAAGCUCCGUGCUCAGCUCUAUGAGAUAGGACUUAAGGCCAAGCAGCUGGAGGCUAAAGAGGCGGACCUGCACAAGCAGGAAGUGUUCUACAGGGAGCAGGUGGCACGGCUGGAGGAGAAGAGUGCUCAGUUCUACAAGGUCACCACCGAGAACUACCACACAGCUGCGGAUCAAGUGAACGCCAAGUUCAAGCGCUACGAGGCGUAUCCUGUGUGUGCGGACCUGCAGGGCCAGAUCCUGGCGUGCUACAACCAGAACGCAGGCAAAACCCUCCAUUGCUCCAACAUCGCAGCGCUGUACCUGCAGUGUGUCAACAACGCCAAACAGAAAAAUAAGCACGCCGCAUCGUGGACAGAUGACACACCAAGUUGAGGACGGGGGGUUAGAGGAAGAAAGGGAAUAAGAAAGAUGGAGCAAUGAAGAGUUAUUACGUGGGAUCACUGAUUAUCGACCUGCUGACAAGAAGAGAGGAACGAGUCAAGAUGCACACCCUGAAAAAAAAAAAAAAAAAAAAACUCUGAAGACCGGAACCCCACCCCCCACUUGGACCCCCACCACACCCCCGCCACACCCCCCACCCCCCACGUGGACAUCUUUGACACUUUUCCCUGUAUGGAUCCACCAAAAGGCCUUAGACGGACAAUCAAACAGUAGAAUAAGCAGUAGCUAACAUUUCAGCAAUCGUUUUGUUCGAUAUUGUCUUACUGUAGGAAUCAUUAUACUUUAGAGUAGUCAGUGUGCAGCUUGUACUACAUCAGUAUCACUGCUCUAUCCAUGCAAAAUGAGUCAACUUUGAGUCAAUUUUUGUCUAAAUAGCCGGCAAAAACGGCAAAAUAUAGGAUCAGACAACCAAAUUAGCUGAAAGAACUAGCUUAGAGUGCCUUACCAGGAAGUAGACUACUUCCUGUAGAUGUUUUUGAUCCGACAAAUAUUAAGUAACUUUGAUCAAAUGCAGAAUUACUACAGUUUCUGCUUGGACGUCAGACGUCAAGACGUUACACGUCACUAGCGAGUGACGCUCGGAAAUUACGUAAGAAGGUAGGAUUUUAACGUAAUUUUUCCAAUCUAGCCUGACGUCACAUGACGUCACGUUCCGAGAUCACGUGACACAUCUCGAAGUGAGUAGCUGAGAACUAUGUUCUUGAUCUUGACCUGCACGAGUGCAGCCGCCACCGGAGAGGAGCUGUGGUUCAUGUCGGGGCAACCUGAAUUCCAAUCAGUACAAGCAGAAAGGCGUGCCCAGAUUCUGAUUCCGAACGUCAGAGUCCAUGUUGGAAUUCGUGUACCCCCCCACCGCCAUUACGAUACGCUGACUCAUUUUCAGUGGCCAGUGAAUCUACAUUACUAUACAUACAAGCUGUACACUGACUACUCUAAAUAAUAUCCAGGUUUGUUUUUGGGUAGUAUUCUCCCUUGAGAAAAAUACAAAUAAAUAAAAAAAAUACUUGCUGAAAUGCUGAGAUACUGUACCUGGACUCCUCCCACCCUCGUGUACUCCAUUUACCCAGAGGUAAAGUAUUUUUUUUUUACAAACCUCAUUGCUUUCUAUGCACUUCCCUGCACACAAAUACACGUGUUCGAGUCCGUGUUGUGUAACUCUCCGAUCAGAGGAGAAAUAAAAGAUGCAGCAACUCUUGUUGAACUUUUCUUUCCAUUAAUAUUCAGCGGGCGCCGUCGCUCUCUCUCUUUCUCACUCUCUCUCUCUAUCUCUUGCGUGUUUUAUGCUAAUAACACGCAAGCGUUUUUGAUGGAUACGCGACCCCCCCCCCCUCUUGUGUUUGUCACGUGGCGCCCGGGAGGCUGGCGGUUUGGGAAGUAUUCACAAGGCAGAUCUUGAGCUUCGUAAUCUGUUUUGUUAUUUCUGUCUUUAUUUUAAACCCCAGCGGUGUCCCUGCUCAGUUUCUUGCACUGAUGUUGUCAUGGAGGAGACAGCUUCUUCAUGCUGCCUGCACCCUUAGGAUUUUUUUUGUGAGGGGGGGUGCGUGCAGGCAGGUGACGGCUGAGGGGAUGCCGUCUUAAUAAUUCCGAAUCAUGGGGUGAAAAUGAGCGUGGGUGACGGACAGAGGCGGAGAUGCAUGCAAGCAUGAGAGGUCUCUGUGUGAUUAAUCCCCUCCCCCUUUUCUGUCCGUCAAUCAGCUGUCCUUUUGCUUUUUUUUUACUUUUGGAGUCCCUCAGGGUUGACUUCUAUUAUAGUGCA